This is a messenger RNA of Leopardus geoffroyi (Geoffroy's cat), 2734 nucleotides long. RefSeq names its product chaperonin containing TCP1 subunit 6A (gene CCT6A). Gene Ontology annotation, biological process: protein folding. NCBI's taxonomy places the organism in Eukaryota, Metazoa, Chordata, Mammalia, Carnivora, Felidae. Gene Ontology annotation, cellular component: chaperonin-containing T-complex. The record is from RefSeq and is a predicted model, not a curated record. Gene Ontology annotation, molecular function: ATP-dependent protein folding chaperone; ATP binding; ATP hydrolysis activity. The transcript has 13 exons. The coding region runs from base 105 to 1793 and encodes 562 amino acids.
CGCCCGACUUUUCCAGAAGACCCGGGUAGCGCCUCCAGGCCACACUGAGCCGGCUUUAGGCAUUCCGCACGCCGGGUCUCCUCCUCUUCCUGUGGUGGUUAGCUAUGGCGGCCGUGAAGACCCUGAACCCCAAGGCCGAGGUAGCCAGAGCCCAGGCGGCGCUGGCGGUCAACAUCAGCGCGGCCCGGGGACUGCAGGACGUGCUGAGAACCAACUUGGGGCCUAAAGGCACCAUGAAGAUGCUUGUUUCUGGUGCUGGAGACAUCAAGCUUACUAAAGAUGGCAAUGUGCUGCUUCAUGAAAUGCAAAUUCAACACCCAACAGCCUCCUUAAUAGCCAAAGUAGCAACAGCCCAGGAUGACAUAACUGGUGAUGGUACCACUUCCAAUGUCCUAAUCAUUGGAGAACUACUGAAACAGGCGGAUCUCUACAUUUCUGAAGGUCUUCAUCCCAGAAUAAUAACAGAAGGAUUUGAAGCUGCAAAGGAAAAGGCACUUCAGUUUUUGGAACAAGUCAAAGUAAGCAAAGAAAUGGACAGAGAAACACUUAUAGAUGUGGCCAGAACAUCUCUACGUACUAAAGUGCAUGCUGAACUUGCUGAUGUCUUAACAGAGGCUGUGGUGGAUUCCAUUUUGGCCAUUAAAAAACAAGAUGAACCUAUUGACCUCUUCAUGGUUGAGAUUAUGGAGAUGAAACAUAAAUCUGAAACUGAUACAAGCUUAAUCAGAGGUCUUGUUUUAGACCAUGGGGCGCGGCAUCCUGAUAUGAAGAAAAGAGUAGAAGAUGCAUACAUCCUCACGUGCAAUGUGUCAUUAGAAUAUGAAAAAACAGAAGUGAAUUCUGGCUUUUUUUACAAGAGUGCAGAAGAGAGAGAGAAGCUUGUAAAAGCUGAAAGAAAAUUCAUUGAAGAUAGAGUUAAAAAAAUAAUAGAACUGAAAAAGAAAGUCUGUGGUGAUUCAGAUAAAGGAUUCGUGGUUAUUAAUCAAAAGGUGAGAAUGAAGUUUUACUUUAUAAAUGAGCCUGUAUCAUUCAUUGCUAUUUUUAAGGUGACUUCUAUUAAAACUAACUUGUUUUUGACACAGGGAAUUGACCCCUUUUCCUUAGAUGCUCUUGCAAAAGAAGGCAUAGUAGCUCUGCGGAGGGCCAAAAGGAGAAAUAUGGAAAGGCUGACUCUUGCUUGUGGUGGAGUAGCUCUAAAUUCUUUUGAUGACCUAAAUCCUGAUUGUUUGGGACAUGCAGGACUUGUCUAUGAAUAUACAUUGGGAGAAGAGAAAUUCACCUUUAUUGAGAAAUGUAACAACCCUCGCUCUGUCACAUUAUUGGUCAAAGGACCAAAUAAGCACACACUCACUCAAAUCAAAGAUGCAAUAAGAGAUGGCUUGAGGGCUGUUAAAAAUGCUAUUGAUGAUGGCUGUGUAGUUCCAGGUGCUGGUGCAGUGGAAGUGGCAAUGGCAGAAGCCUUGAUUAAAUAUAAGCCCAGUGUAAAGGGUAGGGCCCAGCUUGGAGUGCAAGCAUUUGCUGAUGCCUUGCUCAUUAUUCCCAAGGUUCUUGCUCAGAAUUCUGGUUUUGACCUUCAAGAAACACUAGUUAAAGUUCAAGCAGAACAUUCAGAAUCAGGUCAACUUGUAGGUGUGGACUUGAACACAGGUGAGCCAAUGGUAGCUGCUGAAGUAGGCAUAUGGGAUAACUAUUGUGUAAAGAAACAGCUUCUUCACUCCUGCACUGUGAUUGCCACCAACAUUCUCCUGGUUGAUGAGAUCAUGCGAGCUGGAAUGUCUUCUCUAAAAGGUUGAAUUGAAGCUUCCCUUGUGUCAUCUGUAUCAUGAAGACUACAGAGUGAUCCUAAGAAUAUAGCCAUGGAAUUUCAUCCAAGCUUCAAAUGAUUUUCAAAAGCAUUUUCCUUUCCCAUACGAAAAAAAGAAAACUGACACUCAAAUUUUGAAGUUCUGAAAUUAUAAUUACAGUAUUUUUUUAAAUUUUCCUGCAGUGUACACCAUUAAGCAGGCUGUUUUCACCCAAUGAACAGGAUGUUUUGCUUUAGCUUCCAUGAUCUAAAAGUACCGUGUUAGACAAGUAUGUUACCUACCUUGUUAUUAAAUGUUCCUUGAAAAGCAAAUUUAAUGGUUUAAUAAUUUCUUCUAAUGGAUGUAUUUUAAUAUAUCUACUAGUUCUCCACUGUCAGGCUUGUAGGUUUUUAUGCAAAAAGUAACUUAAGAUUUUGAAAGCAUCCCUGUUUCUUUAGUAUUAAUUCCUGAGUAAAACUGUUGGAAUCAUUUGUUUGGACUUUUAAUGCUUUUAAGUACUUUUGCUAAAAUGCUCCCCAGGAAAGUUGUACUGGGCAGAAAGAUGGGUGAAGUAGAGGCAAGGGAGUUGAUCAUUAUAUAUAAAUAAACAAAGUAUGAAGAGAGAAAACUAGAAAUAGAGGAGACAGAGGGAAAAACACCCUUAAAGGCAUGGGGGCUAAGGGAAAGGAGAUUUUCACAUGGACCAUAUUUUCACACCCCUGUCUAUACCUGUGCUUCUGCUGAAGGACCUGCCCAACCAUUCCAAACUCUGUAGUGUCGUCUUUCACCCAAGUUACUGUUCUCUCCCACCCGCUUCCACAAAAUUGUUUUUAUAGUUGGUAGAUCUCAUUCACAGCCCUUGAGAGUGAAGUUGUGUGCUGCAAAGCUUUGUGUUUUUGAGGACUUGGCAGUUGCCUACGGUGUGCAAUAAACAUUAAAUUGAAACGUUU